Messenger RNA from Physella acuta, 1112 nucleotides. RefSeq lists its product as uncharacterized. NCBI's taxonomy places the organism in Eukaryota, Metazoa, Mollusca, Gastropoda, Physidae. The record is from RefSeq and is a predicted model, not a curated record.
GAGAAUUCAUUCUUGUCAUCACCCAGCCGAUUACUUCCCUUGUUCUCUACCUGCAGCGUAUUGUCUUUCGAAGAUCGUAUCAAAUCCGAAAUGGCUUCAAUGAAGAUUGUUCUUUGCUUGGCCUUGGUGGCUCUCGCCCGCGGUAUGUACGUGAAUCAAGAUUACAGCAGCGGAAGUGGAUACAACAGCGGAAGCAGCGGCUACAAUAGUGGAAGUGGAUACAACAGCGGAAGUGGAUACAACAGCGGAAGUGGAUACAACAGCGGAAGUGGCUACAACAGCGGAAGUGGAUACAACAGCGGUAGUAACUACAACAACAACGGCUACAACAACAACGGCUACAACAACAACGGCUACAACAACAACGGCUACAACAACAACGGAUACGACAGCAAUAGCUACAGCAACGGAUACAAAAAUGGCCCAGUAGGAAACAGCAAUCAGUACACAGAUGGUCUUUACUUCAACGGCGGUAACAACUACGGCUCAAACUACGGCUCAUCCAACUAUGGCUCAUCCAGCUACUCUGCCCCAUCCAACUAUGGCUCAUCUAGCUACUCUGCCCCAUCCAACUACGGCUCAUCCAACUAUGGCUCAUCUAGCUACUCUGCCCCAUCCAACUAUGGGUCAUCCAACUAUGGCUCAUCUAGCUACUCUGCCCCAUCCAACUACGGCUCAUCUAGCUACUCUGCCCCAUCCAACUAUGGCUCAUCUAGCUACUCUGCCCCAUCCAACUAUGGCUCAUCUAGCUACUCUGCCCCAUCCAACUAUGGCUCAUCUAGCUACUCUGCCCCAUCCAACUAUGGCUCAUCUAGCUACUCUGCCCCAUCCAACUAUGGCUCAUCUAGCUACUCUGCCCCAUCCAACUAUGGCUCAUCUAGCUACUCUGCCCCAUCCAACUAUGGCUCAUCCAGCAACUCUGCUCCAUCCAGCUAUGGCUCAUCCAGCUACGGCUCCGGAUCCUCAUACUAAGUACAACGUCAAGGAAGUUGACAUUUUCGAGGUGAUGUUUCGUUUGUGACGUUGUCCCACUGGCCACAGAGGUGAUAGCUCAAAGCUUGAAAGUUUUGUGUGUGAUGAAAUUAGAAAAUAAAAUGAUUUGAUCACCCGAA